ACAUUUAGGAAAGACAUGUCUGAAAUGAAUUUAGAUAGGGCUAUCUAUUACAGUCUGCAUCCAAAAGUUCCAGCAUCCAUACAAACAGAAGAAAGUUGGCUUCAGGAAUUGACUGACAUGGAGAAGCCCAAGAAGGAAGUGCCCUCUGUAAAGAAGGAGGAUGUACCUGAAAAUCUAGCAUCUAAGUUAAGAGCAAAAUGGAUAAUUAACCCAGAAGAACAAAAACUAAGGAUUUUAUGUGAACUGGAGUUUAAGGAAGACUUCAUAACACUCUUUGAGCCCUCUCUGAGAACAUUACCCAGCAUCGGGCCACCAUCUAUUCUGACAUUCAAACAAGAGAGUUCCAAUUUAGGCAUUAAGUUCAAGGAAGAAGAGGAGGAAGUAUCACCCAAGUGUGAAUUCUGUGGGAGCGACCUAAGAACAUUUCUCUCCAGUGUGGAUGUUUCCUCUGAUUACAGCAGCUCUGAACUGCCAGAACAUACUUCCUGUUGUAGUUAUUUCCAAAAUCUGGUCGACUACAUCUAUGAAGAAAACCAAAAAAUCCAGAGCUCUAAAGCUGAAUUAAUCAGUAUUGGCCCUCAUGCCGCCCACGGCAGUGAAGCUGACAGACUCAAAGCGAAAGAAAAAGCUUUGCGGAGAAAACAAGAGCAACAAAUGGCCAGACGCUAUGAAAUUUUAACAAAAGAACAGCCUACUUUCUCUGAAGAAGAUGCAAAACACUAUAAAACAAUUUCUUAUCAAUUUUCCGUGGAUAUUCCAGAAGUAAAGUCAGUUAAGGAAGAACUAACUGAUUAUCAAGUGGACAAAAGAAAUAUAUCCAUUGUUUGCUGUGAUUCUAGAAUAGCAUGUGGAAAGAUCGUGACGAAUGAGCUCUUUGAAAAGCACUACAAACAUGGGAGCAAGUUUCUGACUUCAUUUCCUGAUGGGACAACGCAAAUAUUUUACCCAUCUGGAAACCUAGCCAUCAUCCGAGUGCCCAACAGGAUAAAUGGAUUCACUUGUAUAGUCCAGGAAGACGUGCCCACUAACCCUGCAAUCCUGGCGUUGCUAGAUUCUUCUGGUAGAAGUUCCUGCUAUCAUCCCAAUGGAAACGUCUGGGUAUACAUCAAUAUCCUGGGUGGUCAGUAUUCCGAUCAAGCUGGCAACAGAGUCAGGGCUUGGAAUUGGUCAAGUUCCACCACUUCCUCACCCUUCGUUUCAUUUAAACCCGUGUUUCUGGCUUUGAACCAUUAUGUUGGAAUCCGCAUCUUAGAGCAAGACAAGAUUUCAAUCACUUUUCUAGCAAUGGGCCAACAGGCAAGAAUCAGUGUCGGAACCAAAGUGAAGCUGCUGAAUGCUGAGGAGAUUCCAGCGCUCCGAUACCUGAACAGGGAUGACCUUCUUCUGCUGGCCAGUUUAAUAAAGAUCCGACGCCUGUUUCACAAACUGGAAGGAUGUGUGAAUUUCCCCUCCAGCCAGGUUUGGGAAAAAUUUAAGCAACCUUCCUACCUUUCUUCACUUUCUGUAAAACUAAUUGCCCUUUGUCACAAUUCUGGUAUGAAGCGAGAUAUAGUAGCAACAAUAGCAGCUAUGAUAAAUGAAAACAUUUAA
Messenger RNA from Dama dama (fallow deer), 1590 nucleotides. It is a transcript of the gene ERICH6, whose product is annotated as glutamate rich 6. The transcript is spliced from 13 exons. The coding region runs from base 16 to 1590 and encodes 524 amino acids. The record is from RefSeq and is a predicted model, not a curated record. NCBI's taxonomy places the organism in Eukaryota, Metazoa, Chordata, Mammalia, Artiodactyla, Cervidae.